AUGGUCAUUUCCAACCUCGAACGCUCGCUAGGAGUCAUGGGUAAGUACAGCGGAUUAGACGGCCUCACAAUCUACGCCCACACGACCACCGACCCGGUGCUGCUGUUGUACGGAUACGACGAGGAUUUCCAAGGCAUUUCAUGGAAGAUUCAGGGUGGCACUGCAGCCAUUGCGAUUGCCAGUCCGCGCGCCGCUCUUCUCAUCCCCGUCCCUCCACCCCCGGGGUCCCUGUACCAGGGCAAGCCUUCUUGGGACGAGGAAACCUACGCAGCCCACCUGAAGUUGAUUCUAGACUCGAUCGCCCCUUUCUUUGACGAGUAUCAACCAGAGUACUGGCCUGUUCCCGAUCUCGUUUUUCACGUCAUAGUCUGUUCCCGCUGCAAGUAUCUUCUCAGGGACGUUUAUUGGCCGGUGUUGAAGCCCUUGCUGCAGAAAUACAAUCUCCCCGCCAACGACGUGCUUAUGCUACGGGAUUUCAGAAUGCCCGAUGUUCCAGAUGAUCAGGACAUCACCUUCGUUGUUCACGACAAGCAAGGGCAUUCUCACGUCUCCUUGUUGGGCGGGCCGGACAGGCAGCCUCCUUGGUUUUACAUUGGGGUGGAGGAUCUGGAUGAUCGCGCAGUGAGACUCGGGCAACUACAUGGCCGCUCGAGCGAUCGAAGUUCGGUCUUUCGCAUCCUCAGGGACCGGCCACCGCCUAAGCUCUCCACGGCUGGGUCCCUGGCAUCCAAGGACAAGGACAAGGACAAGGCCAAAGAAGUCCACGUGCAACCGCCUGAAUGCGCCCCAUCUGCUUUCAGAACUUCGACGUCGGAAGGCAAGGGCAAGCGAAAGGCCAAGGAGGUCCACUGGGAAUCGCCUGAACGCACCCCAGCGGUGUCCCGGGAGACAUGGGCUCCAGAGGGCAAGGACAAGUAUACAGAGGUCGAACGCGAGAAAGCCUUGUCGGACUGGUGGGAGAGUACUGGAUACGCGGUGCCCGAAGGCGGCAGGACCGAGUUCCAAUGGCCAGCGCCUAUAUCCAAAUCCGCCCAGUCUAGGUCCGGAAAGGCUUCGGCCUCGAAAGACAAGGACAAAGGUGUCCAACGUGAACCCUCCCUCGCUAGACCGCAGGUUUCGAACCCCAAGGAUAAGGACAUGGGCAAAGGGAAACAGGCCGAACGCGUGCCUCCAUCUGAACCCACUCCGUUUGUGUCGCAGGUGGCUUCGGCACCGCAGGAAAGGGGUCACCGCGCGCCUCCAUCUGAACCCACUCCAUUUGUAUCGCAGGCUUUGACUCCGCAGGACAGCGCCCAACGUCUCCCGCCCCUGGCUACCAUAGGGCUGCCCACUCCGAAUGUCAACAGCCAAGGUUUCCCGUGCCCGCCCACUUUGGGGGACAUUGGCCAGGAUCUGCCGCGCCUGGCCACCUUGUUGCCUCCGGUUUGGACCCACAGGGGGGGCGAAACUCUCCCGCACCUGGCUGCUCUAGGGCUGCCCACUGCCGAGGACAGACCCAUAACUCUCCCGCCUCUGGUUACCCUAGGCCCGCCCACUCCAAAUGACAAUGGCAGAGGUGGCCAACGUGAAUCCUCCUCGAUUGCGUCGCAGACUGCGAUUUCCAGGGGCAGAGGCAAAGAGGGCCCAUACGCACCGAAUUGA
Aspergillus calidoustus is the source of this 1641-nucleotide messenger RNA. Lineage: Eukaryota; Fungi; Ascomycota; Eurotiomycetes; Eurotiales; Aspergillaceae. The record is from the annotation of a GenBank genome assembly.